Gongylonema pulchrum is the source of this 1577-nucleotide messenger RNA. The record is from the annotation of a GenBank genome assembly. NCBI's taxonomy places the organism in Eukaryota, Metazoa, Nematoda, Chromadorea, Rhabditida, Gongylonematidae.
GGCUUCUUCGAACUUGUUCAAUCAGCGAAGUGGACGGAGCGACGGGAUAUGAUUCAGGCGCUUAUUGAUACACUUCUCAAAUAUCCUCGUCUGGAUCCGAAAGCAAAAUACAACGAAGUGCUUAGUGCGCUAAAAUUGGUGAUCGUAAAGGACUCGAAUGUUGUAGUUGUAACGCUAGCGCUGCAUGCGUUAACUUCAAUUGCGAAGGGUUUGAGGAGGAAUUUUGCGAAAUAUCUCCCUAUGUUGUUAUUGACGUUGUUGGAGAAAUUCAAGGAGAAGAAAGCGACAGUUAAGGAAGCUGUUGUACAGUGUUUGGCAAAGCACGGCACAAAUCCGAAUGUGAAAACGAAUGUUUUUCAAUGGAUUUACUACAUUCUUUGCCAUUUUCGGCCAGCUGCUGCACCAGUGGCUUUCAUUAAAGCUGUCGCACCAUAUCUUAUCAAGCACAGCAGUGAUGGUGAUCCCGAGGUGCGCGAGAGAUGUUUUAUGGGCAUUGGCGCUGUGCUACGUUUGCUCGGAGAGAAGGGGGCAAUGGCCGUGAUUGGUGAGGUAUUGGGCGAUAAAGCGAGGGCAAAAAAAGUAGGAGGAUACUGUGCGAAAGCAGUGCAAGAUUUUGAAGCAUACGAAAAGGCAAGAAUCGAAAGUGGCCUUUCUAUGGCCGAAGAACCGUGUGCAUCCGGUGACAAUAAAGAGAACAACGGAGCUCUUAAUGGCGACAAAUGUCAAGAUGAUGGCAUUGAAGUUGAUGCAUGGGAAUUGCUAACCGAAACAAAGAUCUGUGACAAGCUACCAAAUAACAUGGAGACGAUGCUAACUUCCAAAAAAUGGAAAGAACGCGUGGAAAUUUUGGAGGCAUUGUUGGAUGUUUUGGAGCACAAUCCUCGACUCGAUCCUCACGAGAACCAUGCCACACUCAUUACCGCAUUGUGCGCGAUGCUUGAGAAAGAUACAAAUGUCAGUGUGGCCGCACUUGCAACAAAGUGUAUCAUGGCUUUUGCUCAGGGACUACGUUAUGCUCUUUCUCCUUGUAUACCACAUAUAUAUGCUGCCGCUUUUGAGAAAUUCAAAGAAAAGAAGGCAGUAUUUCGUCAGCCUCUUACUGAACUUUGCGAUACCCUUGCCUUAUUUGCGCCGCUUUCGGCAUAUAUUGAAAUUGUGGAAAAUGCUCUGCAAAAAUCAAAUCCACAGAUCAGGGAACAGACUGCUUUGUUUAUUGCGAGGCUUUUGCGCCAGCACAGUGCACAAACAAUACGACAGGAAUGUGUGGAACAAAAGCUUGGCUCAGCACUUAGCAAGCUUGCAUCUGAUGCAGAUUCCAGUGUCCGUGAGGCAUCAUUUCUUGCAAUUGGAGCACUAAUGAGGAUUGUCAGCGAGAGUGCGAUAAAUAAUUAUUGCGGUCAAGUUACCCAGGACAAAGGGAAAUUAGCUAAGGUUCGUGAAAGCUGCGAGAACUUGAAAAAAGAAUACGGACUAAACGCUUCUGCGGCAAUUUUGAAGUUGCAGAACAAAACAAAGCCUGCUGUAAGCACGUCACUAUCCGGUAGCAAGACAGCGGUUAGAGCAAUGGUAAGGUGACC